AUGUCUGGUUUAGUCGAUCCCGUGGCACAAUUGCUCAAGGAGACGCCUGCCUUGAUCCUGGAUGGCGCCCUUGCGACUGAACUUGAAACCCGUGGACUCGAUCUCAGCUCGAAGUUAUGGUCGGCCAAAGCCUUGGAAGAAACACCAGAAGCCAUUUAUGGAGUCCAUCUUGAUUACUUCAAAGCUGGCGCUGAUAUCGCCAUCACCGCCAGCUAUCAAGCUACCCCACUCGGCCUGUUUCAACACCUGGGCAUGAGCCUUGAACAGUCACAGAAGCUCAUUCGUCGUAGCGUCGAGCUCGCUCAGAAAGCUCGUGACACGGUCCUCCAGGAGGAGCAGAAAGAUUUUUCAAACCAACCAAGAAGGCUUUUGGUCGCGGGAAGUGUUGGUCCUUACGGUGCUUUCCUCGCCAACGGAAGCGAGUAUAGGGGUGACUAUCACCUGUCAAACGACGAGUUCAAGGAUUUUCACAGGCCUCGCAUCGAGGCUUUAGUGGCAGCCAAUGUCGAUAUCUUGGCUUAUGAGACCAUUCCUUCCUUGCCGGAAAUCAAGGCCUUGAUUGAACUGCUCGAGACCGACUUCCCAAACACACCGGCUUGGUUGGGUGUUACGCUGAGAGAAUCCGACGCAUCUCUGCUGAGUGAUGGCUCACCAAUGUCUGAGGUCGUGCAAUUGGUCAAUUCUUGCAGCCAAAUUGUAUCUGUAGGCGUCAACUGUAUUCCCGAGCAGAACGUGUCCGCAGCAUUGGAUUAUCUCAGACCCCUGACCGACAAACCUUUCAUUGUGUACCCAAACUCUGGCGAGACCUGGAACGCAGAAGCCCGAAAGUGGAACGGCCCCCGUGUGGAGGGCAAGGAACAUGCUGAGCUGGUUCGAGAAUGGUUCGGCAAAGGCGCUAGACUGAUCGGAGGUUGUUGUCGUACUGGCCCCAAGGACAUUCAGAACACCCGGGAGACUAUCGCAUCCCAAUAA
Molecule: messenger RNA, 972 nt
Organism: Aureobasidium vineae
Lineage: Eukaryota; Fungi; Ascomycota; Dothideomycetes; Dothideales; Saccotheciaceae
Source: the annotation of a GenBank genome assembly